This is a messenger RNA of Paraglomus brasilianum, 353 nucleotides long. The record is from the annotation of a GenBank genome assembly. NCBI's taxonomy places the organism in Eukaryota, Fungi, Glomeromycota, Glomeromycetes, Paraglomerales, Paraglomeraceae.
GAAUGAGAUCUGGAGACGGGGGUGCGGAUAUGCUCGUCUUUUUUAUGGGUUGCGUAGUGGUUAUCCAAUGCAAAAACCACGCAAGAAACAUCGGUCGGAGUCCAGUACAGGCAUUAGGUGGGCUUUCUAGACGAUCUAAACAUCACCGUUGCAUUGCGGGUAUUGCUGUGGUCUCCAGAAAUGAUAAAAAUUUGAUAGAAGCGCAAGGGAGGAAGCGGAUACAUGCCCUAAUCCAAUACGAAAGUACGAUAGUUGAGGAUUUUAAAGGAUUAGUGUCUAGGGCUUGGAUUAUGAAGGAGAGUACUGUUGCGCUUGUUGAAGUUCGUAAGCCUCAACAGCAAAGAAUGGAAGCU